AUGUACUUGGAGCACUACCUGGACAGUAAGCGCCCUGCAGCCCCGCGCCUGCCGCCCGUGCGCAGCCCUCCUCGCCGCAGCCCGACGCGCUCUAGGCACCGCGCGCGAAUCUCAGGGCUUUGUCUGUGCAGGGCUAGCUUUUCACCCAUUUCUUCAUCAGAUAAGAAAGCAGAGAUUGACCUCCUGGCUGCAGAGUACAUCUCCACGGUGAAGACUCUUUCUGCAGACCAGCGGGUAGAGCACCUGCAGAAGAUCCAGAGCGCCUACAGCAAGUGCAAGGAGUAUAGCGAUGACAAGGUGCAGCUGGCCAUGCAGACCUAUGAGAUGGUGGAUAAGCACAUACGAAGGCUCGACGCAGACUUGGCACGCUUCGAGGCGGAUCUGAAGGACAAGAUGGAGGGCAGUGAUUUCGAGAGCUCCGGGGGGCGAGGGCUGAAAAAAGGUCGAGGUCAGAAAGAAAAGAGAGGGUCCCGAGGCCGAGGCAGGAGGACAUCAGAAGAAGAUACUCCAAAGAAAAAGAAGCACAAAGGCGGGUCCGAGUUCACAGAUGCCAUCCUGUCUGUACACCCCUCCGACGUGCUAGACAUGCCUGUGGACCCAAAUGAACCCACGUACUGCCUGUGCCACCAGGUGUCCUAUGGGGAGAUGAUCGGCUGUGACAACCCCGACUGUCCGAUAGAGUGGUUUCACUUUGCCUGUGUGGACCUUACCACGAAACCCAAAGGAAAAUGGUUCUGUCCACGGUGCACCCAGGAGAAGAGGAAGAAGAAGUAGGAAGAGCUGGAAGGGGAAGUUUACAUGCCCCUGGUUCACGCUGCAAUAUUUCCUUCCAUUUUAAAGCUACCUUGUUUAAUUGAUAUUUAAUAACUCAGUGGCCAGUUGUAACUUGGAUGUUUCCCAAGAAACCACUGAACUCCGUUUGCACAGAGGAGUGGUCUUACAGGGACUUGCUACAGUGACAUUAUUCUUGCGAUGUUUUAUAUGAACCUUCCCCCCAGCACCAGGUGAGGCAGGUGCUGAGAGAGCCGUAGAGGCCUUGGCCUGCCGGGCACAGCCUUGCUGGGGCAGAGGCGUUUUAACCUGGUGUACUGCUACCACUUUGCAGCUGGAGCCAUCACCUUUUAUAGUCUGUGAGCAGUUUCCUAGGACUGUUGUGUGUGGCAUGGGCUCCGCAUGCCCUGACACCACUGUAAGCACAUCUGUCACUCAGACACACAUGUGGGGUCCAGUGCCAAGACUUCCAGGUGCCCCCUGCACACUCAGCUGAUGCGGGUUCCAGCAACCACAGACUCUCAGUGAGGACCCAUCUGACACAUACCUGUGAUAGGCGGGGCUCUCUUGGGAGGAGGUGGCCGUGGCUUACUGCACUGCCUUUUUAGUUUGGACUCAGUUUCUCCCUCCAGGGGAUUCACCUUCCAGAGUAAACAGCUCUUCAUUAGCAAAUGGCCUGUCAGUGACUAUGACCAGCACCAUGAGAGAUGCAUAACAGCCAGGCCCGUGUUCUGUUUCUCUGGGAUUCCUGACAUUUUUACUGUGAAGAUGAAAUUACUGUAGUAGCAUGAAGAUUGUGGGUCUGUGUGUCUGUGAAGUGAGUCCAGUCCACUAGAGCUGACUGCACGCCUGUGCUGCAUGCGGCUGGGUGGCAACUUGUGUUCGGGCACUGCCAUGAUGCGUAGGACUUGUGAAUUUGUUGUGUCACAGUAGUAGUUAUGGAAUGAAGUUAGGAAAGUAGUGUACUUUUUGUUUAAUCAGCAUUCACCAAACAAUUUUGAAUCAUCUUUUUGGUAGUAGGUGGGAAAAAUGCAUACAUCUGGUCUGAGAUACGUUUGUGUGGUACCUGAAGUGUGACUUCUGAGCAUCUUAGACUCUGAAAUCCCAUAGCAUGUGUUUAGGUUAGAGGACUCCUCAAGAACAAGGGGCUUCUGUCCUCACUCCAGAAACAGAAACCCAUGAGAGAAUUGAGAUCUGAAAUUCCCAACUUAAGAAAAGUUUCAUUUUCUUUCUUUCUUUUUGAGACAGAACCUCAAGC
Messenger RNA from Otolemur garnettii (small-eared galago), 2029 nucleotides. RefSeq names its product inhibitor of growth family member 5 (gene ING5). The coding region runs from base 1 to 774 and encodes 257 amino acids. NCBI's taxonomy places the organism in Eukaryota, Metazoa, Chordata, Mammalia, Primates, Galagidae. Gene Ontology annotation, molecular function: chromatin binding. Gene Ontology annotation, cellular component: nucleus. The record is from RefSeq and is a predicted model, not a curated record. The transcript has 7 exons. Gene Ontology annotation, biological process: positive regulation of apoptotic signaling pathway; positive regulation of DNA-templated transcription.